Monopterus albus (swamp eel) is the source of this 3289-nucleotide messenger RNA. RefSeq names its product sphingomyelin phosphodiesterase 4 (gene smpd4). Gene Ontology annotation, molecular function: sphingomyelin phosphodiesterase D activity. Bases 160 to 2634 code for a protein of 824 amino acids. Gene Ontology annotation, biological process: ceramide biosynthetic process; sphingomyelin catabolic process; glycerophospholipid catabolic process. The record is from RefSeq and is a predicted model, not a curated record. Lineage: Eukaryota; Metazoa; Chordata; Actinopteri; Synbranchiformes; Synbranchidae. The transcript has 20 exons.
AAGUGACGUAAACACCAAAGAAGAAGACAUCAGCGUCAACGACGUAGUACGUUUGGUUGUGUUUGAACGACUCUUAAUGUAACUGAAGUUUUGAAUUCUGUCAGCGGUGAAGGUAGGAUCCCUGUGGACUGUUACAGAGGAAGACAUCAACUGUCCGACAUGGCUGCUCCAACGCUGCAGCAGCCCAGUUUCCUACUGGCCAACCUCAAAGCUGAUUCCACCACCAAACCUCUGCUCCAGCGAUGCCAAGAUCUGGUCAGGAUCAUUGAUGAAUAUCCCGCCAAGGAGCUGCACUUGAUUUUCCCCUGGCUGGUGGAGAGUGUGUUUGGCAGUCUGGACGGUGUCAUCUCUGGCUGGAACCUGCGACUCCUGCAUUCACGGAGCAUUGAGUACAACAUCGCUAUAGAAUUUCUAAACCCCAGUGGGCCAAUGAUGAAGCUUGUGUAUAAACUUCAGGCAGAAGAAUACAAAUAUGAAAUAUCUGUCAAUUAUCUUCCGGGUCCUGUGAAGGCCUGCAUCCAACAGGGAGUUCUCCCCGACUGCCCGCUGUUCCACAACAAGCUGCAGUUCCCCCUGUCUGGUCUGCUGACUGUCAACCUCGCUCUCAAUCCGUUUGAAUUCUUCAUGUUCAAUUUUGCGUACUGUCUCAUCACACCAAAGAGCUACCCCCAGGGCCAACAAGGGAGCUGCACAGACAGUGCGUACUUUGUGCUGGUGGACACUUACCUGAAGUACUUCCUCCCCAUUGAAGGAAGUGUGCCCCCUUCUCCUUUCUCUGACUCCAGAGGCUCUGUGUCUGCACCUUCACCAAGGUCUUCCAGUGUUUCGUUUGCUGGUUAUGGCGUUCACAGCCCGAGUCUCCUGAAACAUCACAUAUUCCACCAGCCCUCUGUGAACGCAGACCCUGCAGCCCAGGAAAUCUGGAGGUCUGAAACACUGCUGCAGAUGUUUGUGGAGAUCUGGCUCCAUCACUACUCCUUGGAGAUGUACCAGAAGCUGCAGUCUCCCCAGGUAAAGCUGGCGCUGCUGCAGUACCGCCUCAGUAUGUCCAGCAUGCCGUGCCAACCUAACGCCCCACCAGGCUCUGGGACUCUCCACACCUACCAAGAGCCCUUCACCCCAACAGAGGAGCACGUGCUGGUGGUGCGUCUCCUGGUGAAACAUCUGCAUGCCUUCUCCAACAGCCUGAAGCCCGAGCAGCUGUCCUCAUCACCCUCCGCCCACUCGCACACUCACACCAGCCCGCUGGAGGAGUUCAAGAGGGUGGUGGUGCAGCGCUUUGUGCCGCAGAAACUGUACCUGUUUCUCCAGCACUGCUUCGGUCACUGGCCUCUAGACGCCUCAUUCAGAGCGGUGUUGGAGACGUGGCUGAGCUACAUUCAGCCGUGGAGAUACACAGGGGAGAAGACCGGCCCUCAGCCAGACCCAGACAGAACAGUACCCGACAAAUGGGAGUCGUUUGUGCAGGAGAACCUGCUCAUAUACACAAAGCUCUUCCAGGUGUUUCUGAACAGAGCCGUGAGGACCGACCUGGUUAACGCCAAAAAUGCUCUGAUGGUCUUCAGGGUGGCCAAAGUGUUCGCUCAGCCAAACCUGGCAGAGAUGAUCCAGAAAGGAGAGCAGCUGUUCCUGGAGCCGGAGCACGUCCUCCACCACCGCCAGCCCCGCGGCUACCUGACGCCAAGCCAAGGAGGCAGCUACCUGUCGUCACGGCAGCGGGUGAUGACCGACAUGGUGUUCAGGGUGAAGAGUCAUGUCUAUGCUUUGGAAGGGCAGGACUGUCAGUACAGCCAGAUGUUUGGCACGGAGCUCAGAGCAGCAGUCAUGAAGUUGAUCCAGAUCAUCGCACAAGCCAGACACACAGCCAAGAGGAUAUCCGAUCACUCCAGCGAGGCGGCGGCCAACACCUCGUUCCUGACCUGGUUUGGACUGGGCUCCUCUGACCUCAACGGGACCUACCCCGGGGCCGAGCCAGAGGACAGCGGGGAAUGUCUGAAAAAGACCCAUGAGUUCCUGGACAGAGCUUUGGAGAACCUGUGUCAGAUCUUCAAGCUGAACCAAGGGCAGAUGACUCAGCUUAUAUCAAACCUGGACUGUUCCCAGGAUGAUGGCAGCUGCAAACAGCUGCCAGACUGCAUCCAGGGAGAGAACGGACUCAUCCUGACUGACCUGGGCCGGAAGCAGAUCAUAAAUGGACUGCGCAGGUUUGACAUCCAGUAUCAGGGAGACCCGGAGCUUCAGCCCAUUAGGAGCUAUGAGAACGCCCUGCUGGUCAGGCUCUUCUACAGGAUCUCCUGUCUGGUUAAUGAGAGGUUCGGAGAGCACAUGAAUGCGCUCUGCUCACGUCCAGACUUCCUGGGUCGCCUGGGCCGUCACUACUUGACGGACCCCAAGUCCACCACCAGACUAAAGCAGAGCCCCGUGUUCCAGCGAGCGUUAGAGAGGAACUGCCGGCCGAGGCUGAGCCUGCGCGUGCUGGCCAGCUACAGGACCAUGCUGCUGCUGCUGCUGUUCUACGUGUCGGGAGCCCUCCUGUCGUUCGGCCCCGGAUGCAGCACUCUGCUCAUCCUUGCAGGGGGGAUCCUGUACGGACUGUUGGUGACGCUGUUGGGAGAAAAACUGAAGACACACUAACGGAGCCACAGGGUUCACGUUUGGAACGUUAAUGAUUCAUUUGAUCAGUUUGAGUUUUGAACAGUGAACGUUGUAACAUGAUGAAUAAUGUAUGUUAUUGAUCUCACUUAUUUUGUUGAUUACUUUGUCAUUUGGCCUGUAGAGCAUGAGAAAACCGUUUUAAGUCCUGUCAUCAGAUGCCAGCAGGCAAAACCCCAGUAUUAGUGUACUAUCAGACCAGGAGAGCAGCAGUUUCACGUUUAAAAAGCCAAUAGUUGCUUUCACGAUCGACUACUUAUUGACUCAUUGUCACAGACUCAUUGUAUAUCGGUCCUUGUACAGAUAUUUUUACCUGCUACACCAAAGUCAGAGGUGAGAACCAGAGAUGUUGGAGAGGAAUCCCGCUGCCUGCUGUGAGAACACGGAGGGAAACCUUCAUGUCUCCAACACAGGGGCAUCUGGGAACAGGCGGAGUGUAGGAGCCCUGUCGGCAGCAGAGUGAACGUCGACUGGCAGAUCUGUUGUUGCUUUUGUUACGAUGUCAGGUGUUUUGUGUGUGUUGGUCGAGUGUUGCUGCUCUGUUGAACGUUUUUAUUUAUUUUUUUCUGACAAGCAUCUGAAAAGGUGCCAAAACGUGAGUGCUGAUGGAAUAAACUGAUGGUUUUCCUCUUUGAAA